This is a messenger RNA of Loxodonta africana (African savanna elephant), 2790 nucleotides long. RefSeq names its product regulatory factor X6 (gene RFX6). Bases 1 to 2790 code for a protein of 929 amino acids. Gene Ontology annotation, molecular function: RNA polymerase II cis-regulatory region sequence-specific DNA binding; DNA-binding transcription factor activity, RNA polymerase II-specific. Gene Ontology annotation, biological process: regulation of transcription by RNA polymerase II. NCBI's taxonomy places the organism in Eukaryota, Metazoa, Chordata, Mammalia, Proboscidea, Elephantidae. The record is from RefSeq and is a predicted model, not a curated record. The transcript is spliced from 19 exons.
AUGGCCAAGGUCCCGGAGCUGGAAUGUUCUUUCCUGCAGACGCAGCCUUCGCCCCAAGUUUCCCCUGAGAUCCAGGAGUGUUGUGUGCAGCUACUGAGCAAGGGCUUGCUCGCCUACCCGGAGCAAAGGGUGUACCUGACGGCUGGGGUGCAGCCUGGGGGCCCGCUGGGCGGCGAGGAGAAAGAGGAAGACCCAGAGUUGCCGGUAGGAGUUAAAUCAGAAAUGCAUUUAAGCAAUGGUAACUUUUCCUCUGAAGAAGAGGAUGCGGACAGUCACGACAGCAAACCCAACGAAGCCGAUCAACACCUCUCUCAGAAGAAAACCAUUACUCAGAUUAUGAAGGAUAAAAAGAAGCAGACUCAGCUCACGCUGCAGUGGCUUGAAGAGAAUUAUAUUGUAUGUGAAGGAGUUUGCUUACCACGGUGCAUCCUUUAUGCACAUUAUUUAGAUUUCUGCAGGAAAGAGAAAUUGGAGCCAGCCUGUGCGGCCACUUUUGGAAAGACAAUUCGCCAGAAAUUUCCCCUCCUAACUACAAGACGACUUGGAACAAGAGGCCAUUCAAAGUAUCAUUAUUAUGGGAUUGGCAUCAAAGAGAGCAGUGCAUAUUACCACUCCGUGUAUUCUGGAAAAGGCCUGACAAGGUUUUCUGGAAGCAAGCUGAAGAAUGAGGGUGGCUUUACUCGGAAAUACUCACUUAGCUCAAAAACUGGAACACUUCUUCCAGAAUUCCCGAGUGCACAACACCUUGUGUACCAAGGAUGCAUUUCUAAAGACAAGGUUGAUACUCUCAUAAUGAUGUACAAAACCCAUUGCCAAUGUAUCCUGGACAAUGCAAUUAAUGGAAACUUUGAAGAGAUCCAGCAUUUCUUAUUACACUUUUGGCAAGGAAUGCCUGAUCAUCUUCUUCCCCUGCUUGAAAACCCUGUUAUCAUUGACAUUUUCUGUGUUUGCGACUCAAUUCUUUAUAAGGUUCUUACAGAGGUACUCAUUCCUGCCACAAUGCAAGAAAUGCCUGAAAGCCUCCUAGCGGACAUAAGAAACUUCGCUAAAAAUUGGGAACAGUGGGUUGUUUCAUCCUUGGAGAACUUGCCAGAAGCCCUAACUGACAAGAAAAUACCUAUUGUGAGAAGAUUUGUAUCUUCUCUGAAACGACAAACAUCUUUCUUACAUCUUGUUCAGAUUGCCAGACCAGCUCUCUUUGACCAGCACGUGGUGAAUUCUAUGGUAUCGGAUAUUGAAAAGGUUGACUUAAAUAGUAUUGGAUCUCAGGCCCUUCUCACCAUUUCAGGCAGCACAGACACUGAAUCUGAUAUCUACACUGAACAUGACUCUAUCACAGUGUUCCAAGAACUGAAGGAUCUCCUUAAGAAAAAUGCCACUGUGGAGGCUUUUAUUGAAUGGUUGGAUGCAGUGGUAGAGCAGAGAGUUAUUAAGACCAGCAAACAAAAUGGAAGAUCAUUAAAGAAGAGAGCUCAAGACUUUCUGCUGAAGUGGAGCUUUUUUGGUGCUCGAGUAAUGCAUAAUCUCACCUUGAACAAUGCAUCCAGUUUUGGUUCUUUCCAUUUGAUCCGAAUGCUCCUCGAUGAAUACAUUCUUCUGGCCAUGGAGACCCAGUUUAAUAAUGACAAAGAGCAGGAGUUGCAAAAUUUAUUGGACAAGUAUAUGAAGAAUUCAGAUGCAAGUAAAGCUACUUUCACUGCUUCUCCAAGUUCGUGCUUUCUGGCUAACCGUAAUAAAGGGAGCACAGUUACCAAUGACACGGUGAAGAAUGAAAGCCACGUAGAGACAGCCUAUCUUCCUCUGUCAUCCAGUCAACCUGGAGGUUUAACCCCUGCUCUGCAUCCAUUCCCAGCUGGGAAUACAGAUAAUCUGCCACUCGCAGGUCAAAUGGAGCUUUCCCAGAGUGCUGGUCAUUUGAUGACACCACCCAUUUCUCCAGCCAUGGCAAGCCGAGGAAGCGUCAUUAAUCAGGGGCCAAUGGCAGGGAGACCCCCAAGUGUGGGCCCAGUACUGUCAGCCCCAUCACACUGCUCAGCAUACCCAGAGCCCGUUUAUCCUACUCUUCCUCAAGCCAAUCAGGACUUUUAUGGGACCAACUCUAACUAUCAGACUGUGUUUAGAUCACAGCCCCAUGUCCCAUCGGGACUCUAUUCUCACCGCACUGAACAUGGUCGAUGUAUGGCCUGGAGUGAACAGCAGCUUUCUAGAGACUUCUUCAGUGGCAGUUGUGUGGGGUCUCCCUAUAGUUCCCGGCCACCUUCUACCUAUGGACCGUCCUCACAUGCCCAAGAUUCACACAGUAUGCAGUUUCUAAAUACAGGAAGUUUCAAUUUCCUGAGCAAUGCAGGAGCUGCCAGCUGCCAAGGAGCAGCAUUGCCUCCUAAUUCACCAAAUGGAUACUAUGGAAGCAAUGUAAACUACCCAGAGUCACAUAGACUUGGAUCAAUGGUGAAUCAACAUGUUUCCGUCAUCAGCAGUGUUCGCUCACUGCCUCCCUACAGUGACAUCCAUGAUCCACUUAACAUUUUAGAUGACAGUAGCAGAAAGCAGACCAGCUCAUUUUAUGCAGACACAUCACCUUCGGUUGCCUGUCGGACUCCAGUAGUAGCAUCCAGCUUGCAAACCCCAAUUCCUUCCUCUUCUUCCCAAUGUAUGUAUGGAACUUCUAAUCAGUAUCCAGCUCAAGAAACUCUGGAUUCCCAUGGUGCAAAUAGUAGAGAAAUGGUGUCCUCUCUGCCACCUAUCAACACAGUGUUCAUGGGAACAGCAGCUGGAGCUGGAGGGACUUAA